AUGCAUUGGAAAGGACUCCGUUUGAUGGAUGGCAAAAGACAGACCGUCGAAACUCAAGACCAGUCACGUCGCAGUGAACAUCUACCACGUCCCAAUCCCCCCGCCACCGAACCCAGGCUAUCCGAGUCGAUCCCUCGCUCCUCCGGUCUGUCAAGCAGCCACGUUCAUCUGCCUCACCUGCAAGUACCGGAAGACAAGGGGUCGAACGAUGGCGUACCUCAACCGGACUUUACAGGUCCAUCUUCCGGGGACACCCCCAGCUUGCGCCGCAAUAGAUUUAGCUUUAUGAGACUACGCCAUGCAUCCGAUCCCCAACUCUCCAAGUCUUACGCCAAAGCGGGCCAACAAGACACUCCGCCGGUCCCCUCCUUGCCGCCUCCUACAAUUAUCACUACUGCCCCAACUAGCCACGAGCUUGACCAGCCCACAAAACAAAGAUCCAAGCUCAACUUUCGACCGUCAUCACGAAAGCAGUCUAUGGAGGAAAUGUCCCGGAAAUCGACGGAACAACCUACCAAGUCCCGCCGGAGGGGUCAGGGAUCAGCGGAUUCUCAGGUGACGGAUCCAGCGCUCGCAAUGUCCCGGAGCAUCACCGAAGAGCCUGGGAGACUGUCAACAAACUCGCUUCGGGGGAAUCAACGACCGAAUGAUUCCCAGCGCUCAUCUGUGAUCGAUCCUCGAUUUUCUGAGUCUUCUCGGUCCGAUCAGAGCUACGGAGAUCAGGCAGUCACCCGAAGUAACUCCCCACGCGAUGGAGGCAGUGCGACAUCAGCAAAACGAUUCCGUCUCAAGUUGAAACGGAACCGGAAUCCUCUCUUUCCCUUGCCGCCGAAAUUCCCGCAAAGUCAUGUUAUGGAUAAUGGACCGAAGUUCCCCCCGGCAGAUACGCCAAACUCCGAGAUCUCAGAUGGCCAUGACCAAGUCUCACCGCUACCAUCACCAUCGCGUUCCACGGUAGGACUUGCCGCAACUAGUACACCACAUCUAUUCCGGAAUGACUCCACGAAUUCCGCUCGCUCUGUUCGAUCCAAUCCAUCAUGCAAGAAACGCGGGCGUUCGUCCACCAUGGGAUCGCUGGCCGAGAACCAGGACGACUUGUCUGUACCCCCAUAUUUGGCUUCUUCGGCACGCACCUCUACUUCAACUAGCGGCCGUAAGAGCUUUGGAGAUAUGUUUAAUAUCACACAGCGAUUGCGGCAGAACUCCUCACCACCUGACCCUCGCCAUGGCUCCCCCGCAUUAGGUGGCUCCCUAACACCGGUUUCAAAGCUACCCUCAAUCCCCAAACGAGAUGAAAACGAUACUCCAGCAUCGUACUUGACGCGAUUGGAAGAAUGUUUACCUCGCGGAAUGAUCGCGGGCAUCCUUGCACAAUCGGACGAGGAAUUUUAUAAAAUUGGACUACGGAAAUAUAUGAGAAGCUUCUCAUAUUUUGGCGAUCCACUAGACAUGUCGAUUCGCAAGCUCUUGAUGGAAGUUGAACUUCCAAAAGAGACACAACAGAUUGAUCGGUUUCUGCAGGCAUUCGCUGAUCGUUAUCAUGAAUGCAAUCCUGGCAUCUUCUCAUCUCCUGACAAAGCAUACUUCAUUGCGUUCUCUAUCUUGAUUCUUCAUACUGACGUGUUCAACAAGAAUAACAAGCGGAAAAUGCAGAAGCCGGAUUAUGUCAAGAAUUGCCGUGGCGAGGGAAUCUCCGAAGAUAUUCUUGAAUGCUUCUAUGAGAAUAUCUCGUACACUCCAUUUAUUCACGUGGAAGAUGCUAAUCUUCGUGAUCGCCACCUUCCGAAGCCCCGCCGUACCCUUUUCAAAAGCACGAGCACUGAAAAUCUCGCCCGGAUAGCUCGUGAACCAGUAGAUCCAUACGCCCUUAUUUUGGAAGGAAAAUUGGAAUCUUUGCGCCCAAGUUUGAAGGACGUUAUGAAUCUUGAGGAUACCUACGAUCAUUUCGGUUCAGCUGGGCCACCAGACAUGGAUGCGCUUCAUCAAGCCUUCGCCAAGUCUGGGAUUUUGCAGAUUGUGUCUCUGCGCUCUCGUCCUGAUGCAUUCAUGCCUUCUAGCUUGCACAAUCCUCUUGAUUCCAAUCCGGGUCUGGUGGAUAUUAAAGUUGCCAAGGUUGGCGUGCUGUGGCGGAAGGACCCAAAGAAGAAGAGAGCUAGGUCUCCCUGGCAGGAAUGGGGAGCGAUCCUCACUUUCUCUCAAUUAUACUUCUUCCGCAAUGUGACUUGGGUGCGCUCGCUAAUGGCACAGCAUGAGGCAUACGUCAAGAAUGGCCGCCGCGGGACUCUGGUUUUCGACCCGCCCCUGUCAGACUUCAAACCCGACGGCAUUAUGUCUACCGGGGAUGCGGUUGCGCUUUUAGACACGAGUUAUAAGAAGCACAAACACGCGUUCAUGUUCGUUCGACACAACGCAUUGGAGGAGACUUUCCUUGCCACCUCGGAGCCGGAGAUGAACGAUUGGCUGGCGCAUCUCAAUUAUGCUGCAGCUUUCAGAACCACUGGUGUACGCACCAAGGGUAUGAUCGCCACAAACUACGAAGGACAGCGAUAUCGCAAGAGCCAGCACAUGGGUUCCGUUUCUUCGCUGAAGUCUCAACAAUCCCAGUCAACGGACCUGGAACCCCCAUCUCCCAGCAUUGAUAACGACAUCGUUGCUGAAUUCGUUGCCGCGCGACGACAGCUCAUGAGCCAGAAGAUUCGCGAGGCCAAUGAAAAGCUUUUCGCGUCUCAAAAGCAACUUGAGGAUCUCCUUCAAAAUGCCCGACACCUUCAAAUUCUCACUCCGGUUCAUGCUCGUGCCCGCGAGGGUGUUAUCCUGGCUGCAGGUCGAUUGUCUGCGAAACUUAAAUGGGUCAGACAGGAUAUCUGGCGUAACAAAUGUUAUCGCCAGGUUCUACUGCGAGACCUUGGAGAGGAUGAUGAGACAGCCGACAGCCGGGUUGGAUCUGUUACUGAACCAGCGCCAUCCCAGGCGGAUGUAGCACGCGUAUCUUCUCUUUCUGGGCCGUCUGUUGCUUCGGAGCCUAGCGUCGAAAGGGCUGGUAGCAUUGUACCUACCCUCGCUAGCAUUGAUACGCCCGAGCCUAACGUGAUCGUCACUGACGAAUCAUCAGAGCCGGGACUAUUGGCGAAACCUUCAAACGACGAGCUACGUCGUCCCAGCAUACCAGGAUCCGUCACAUCUUCUGACGUUUCUCGUAUUGGGCGUCGACGUUCUGCGGUCACUAUUCCCGAACGCGCUAAGUCAUACUCGCCCGAUCCAAAAACAAUCCAACUUGAGCGUGAUGCUUCGGUUCUCAGCCGUGUGAGCAGAUGGGAUGGCGCCAGUAUUGCGUCUCGAGCCUCGAAAUUGACCUCGCCUGUCAGCUUUGAUGACAAUGAAGAGCGAAUUCUGAGGGAGGCUGGUCUAUUGCAGCUGCCUGAGUCCCCGGGACGCAAAGAGUUUGAUAUUUCCCCCGACGCGACGCCCGGAAAAACCGCCGAGCCCGACGCAGCUCCAGCUGAUAAAUCCGACAAACCCAGCCGUGUUCGCCGAAGCCUUCAUCGCACACUUCGCGAGUCGCAUGUUCAUAAGCACCACUCUUAUUCAAAGAAGAAGCGUGGGUCGAUCUCUAGCACCGGACAGGAGGAAGACGACCAAGUCUCCGGCGAUGGUGACAUCCUCCCGCGCAAAGCGCCUAGCUUCACCGUGCACGGCAAGAAAGCGUCCAUUGUCACCUUCGGCUCCGAGUGGCAGAACAUGCCCCCUGAGGAGCGUCUCAAGCUCCGAAAGCCCACUCCUCAUGAGGAACCACGAGCAUCGGAUCCCACUCCGCUCGACAGUGGAGAUUCGCUGGUACUGGAGACCGAACCGGAAAGACCCCAUUCACUUCGUAGCAACAGCACUACCACCGGCCUCAGCAUCCGCACCAACGAUGAUCUAGCGGAGUUCAAGGAUGCUCAGGAGGUGCAGUCAGAGGAAGAGGAUCUCGGACGCCCCGGAUCCCCAGUCAUCUCAAUCCCACCUCCAGAAACAGAGCCAUCAUCAGACAACCCUUGUUCCCCUACAAAAGCAUCCAAUGGCCAUCUUUCCGCACCAAUACACGAUGGUUCUGUCUCUUCAUCCUCUGCAUCCCUCAACGAGCGGGUCGUCGAUACUCCAUCCACCGAAGGCCUACGUGAGCAGGCCGUAGGCGCCUGA
Messenger RNA from Penicillium soppii, 4179 nucleotides. Its product is annotated as Arf family guanine nucleotide exchange factor SYT1. Gene Ontology annotation, biological process: regulation of ARF protein signal transduction. Lineage: Eukaryota; Fungi; Ascomycota; Eurotiomycetes; Eurotiales; Aspergillaceae. The coding region runs from base 1 to 4179 and encodes 1392 amino acids. The transcript is spliced from 2 exons. The record is from RefSeq and is a predicted model, not a curated record. Gene Ontology annotation, molecular function: guanyl-nucleotide exchange factor activity.